AUGUACUACGCCGUAUUUCUCUUCCAACAAGCAGGGUUGAACGGUACCUCUUCGUCCCUCCUUGCCAAUGGGAUCCAAGGUGCCGUUCUGAACAUCUUCACUCUACCUGAUAUGUACUACAUGGAUACAUGGGGUCGACUGAUCCCCAUGAUUAUCGGUGGAGUCGGAAUGGGCAUGUCCAUGAUGUUUAUUGCCGUCAUCAUGAAAACGAAAGGCAACCCCGUCUACACCCCGUUGACUAAAAAGACAAACUUCCAUUUUGCCGAUCAGAAUGCUUCAAACGCUACUAUUGCGUUUGUUUACAUCUAUGUCAUGACGUUUGGUUUGACAUGGGCUUGUGUUGCGUGGGUGUAUCCCCCAGAGCUGUUCAGUAUGAACAUGCGUGGACGAGGAACUGCAUUUUCUUCGGCGACGAAUUGGUUUGUGGUGUGUGUAUUUGUCUUUGCAUUUGCGGCAAAAGGAUUCUCAAAAGCAGGUACUAAUUCGAUGGUUAAGAAUUUCUGGUUCGCGCUUUAUAUCCCAACAGCUAUGGACAAGAUCUCAUGGAUCCUUUACUUGAUCUUCAUGGCCCUCUGCUAUGUCAUGGCGAUAGUUGUCUUUCUCUUCUAUCCGGAAUCUGCCGGCAAAACGCUCGAAGAGAUGGACUUCCUAUUUACCAAAGACCGUACGCCCUGGGUAUUUCUCGACCGCUCUGCAACAAAGAUCGGGCCCAUUUUCGAGCGUGACAUGGCUAGGGGUGAAGCGCUCACGGCAUUGGAUUCGAGGAAAGCCCCGGAUGCGGAACAGGGGGUGCAUGUGGAACAUGUCGAUACUGUUGAGAAUACUACAAAGUAG
Monascus purpureus is the source of this 834-nucleotide messenger RNA. The record is from the annotation of a GenBank genome assembly. NCBI's taxonomy places the organism in Eukaryota, Fungi, Ascomycota, Eurotiomycetes, Eurotiales, Aspergillaceae.